AUGCAAGGAUUUCGUAACUACGGUAUGGAUGCAUUGCAGCAUCGAGACACCAACGUUGGGCUUGCUGUCGAUCUGAUGGCGGCACAUCAGUACAGCGCAAAGGCGUCGCCUCCAUUAUCUCCACUAAGCGAUUGCACCAGCCCGCCGUCGUCUGAUCAUGGUGGAAACAGCCAACAACCGCCCCUGGAUCCAUCUGUUCGACGCUACCGUACCGCUUUUACACGCGAUCAGCUGGCCCGACUCGAGAAGGAAUUCUACAAAGAAAACUAUGUUUCUCGGCCGCGGCGUUGCGAGUUGGCCGCCCAACUCAACCUUCCCGAGUCCACCAUUAAGGUUUGGUUCCAGAACCGACGCAUGAAAGACAAGCGACAGCGCAUUGCGGUCGCCUGGCCGUACGCCGCCGUCUAUUCGGACCCGGCCUUUGCAGCCUCAAUCCUACAGGCCGCUGCCAACUCCGUCGGCAUGCCAUACGGCUAUCCUCCGGCACCUAUGCUAACCCAGAUGCCGGUCAUCCCACCACCGGUUGUGCCGGUGUCGACUAGCAUUUCUGCAAGCGCUCAUCCUUUUACCGCGUACAGCUACCCACGCUACACACCGUAUCCUAUCCCGCAGCGAACCGCCCCAGGACUGUCAACGCCCGGAACUGGCCCAAAUCACGGGACGUAUCCAGUAGCAAACUCCAUGCUGGGCACCACUGGCACAAUGCCACCGGCGGCAUACGCGACCCUUGGUAUCUCAAAGUCGCACACGCCUCCGCAAGACCACACCACCUGCACAGGAUCGCAACGCCUGCAUCACCAAGGCCGCAGUCCUGUUGCAUCACCGCACUCGGCACUCUCGCUCAGCCCCGUUUCCGAUCGGUCUAAGUUUGACACCUCCGCAUCCACGUCGAACUCUAGCAAUUCCAGUGUUAGUCCAGUCAAAUCUUUAAACGGGUCGACGAAGAGCCUGCUCCUGGCUGCUGCAACCGUUGCCGUCAACCAAUCGAGCCACCUAAGCCCUAACAGCCACCAGACCACUAUGCUUCCUGUGACGCCGGAAAAACCAAAACUAUUCAAACCGUACAAAUCCGAAGCAUAG
Molecule: messenger RNA, 1080 nt
Organism: Anopheles nili
Lineage: Eukaryota; Metazoa; Arthropoda; Insecta; Diptera; Culicidae
Gene: eve
Product: segmentation protein even-skipped
Exons: 3
Coding region: 1-1080 (359 amino acids)
Biological process (GO): regulation of transcription by RNA polymerase II
Cellular component (GO): nucleus
Molecular function (GO): DNA-binding transcription factor activity, RNA polymerase II-specific; RNA polymerase II cis-regulatory region sequence-specific DNA binding
Source: RefSeq, a predicted model, not a curated record